CAAGCUUUCACAAAUUCUGGCACUUUUCUACAAUGGUCUAAUCUCAUCGUCUCGUAAUUUCUUGCAGGCUAUGUCUGCUAUGGAUACGUGAUUGUGCAAACGCUCAUUGUUGAUAUAGAACCAGAUGAGCAUGUGAAGAGGGCAAUGAAUGAGAUCAAUGCAGCUGCAAGACCGAGGGUGGAGGCUAAUGAGAAGGCAGAGGCUGAGAAGAUUCUACAAAUAAAGAGAGCUGGGGCCGGGGGUGAGGCAGAAGCAAAGUAUCUCUCUGGACUGGGUAUUGCUCGCCAGCGACAAGCUAUUGUGGAUGGCUUGAGAGAGAGUGUGUUGGGCUUCUCUGAGAAUAUGCCAGGGACCACUGCAAAGGAUGUCAUGGACAUGGUCCUGGUCACCCAGUACUUCGACACAAUGAAGAAAAUUGGUGCUGCCUCUAAAUCCUCUGCUAUUUUUUUUCCUCAUGGACCUGGUGAUAUCCGUGAUGUUGCUACCCAGAUUCAAGAUGGUCUUCUUCAGGCUUCAUCCCACCAGUAAUUGCGCAAAUUUUCCAGGCUUUGACAGGAGCUUAUGCUUGCUGAAUAUUUCUGUAAAGCUUUCAUAUGUUGAACUCUGGUUUUGGGUUAUUUUCAUUUAACUGGACAUGACUCUAAAAGUCAUGUGAGAGUUGCAUGAAUGUGAUGUUCUCUCAAUCUUGCGUCCUGGAUCAAUCAGUUCAAUUUCAUUUUAUUUUCUUGGCGUUCAUGUUUUCAAAGUGAAAUGCUUUCUCAAGAUGUAUUCAAAGUGCAUGGUUGUACUUCAUUAUAAUUUUACAUAUCACAAGAGAAUUGAGCUAUAACAGCAGGUACAACUAGUGUUACAUACACUAAUUAUUUCUGUACGAAGAAUAAUAUCAGCAGCAAUGCAUAUUAUGUCUUAGACAUGGCUGGUCCUGCAUGUCUAGACGGCCUCUCCACUUGCUUCUGUGACAUUGAUUUCAACUUCUUGAAGAAGUUUAAGAAUAUCCUCCCUUUUCUUGGACAGUGCCUCCAUCUUGGCGUCGAGCUUCUGUAGCUUGGCCCUUAGCUUCGCAGGGUCCUUCUUAUCUUCAGGGUUCUUGUUCUUCUUCCCCUUCUCACCAUCUUCUUUAUCCUUUUUAUCUUUACUUUCCUUGUCUUUCUUCUUCCUGUCUUUGGUUUUCUCCUCUCCCUUCUCUUCUUUCUCGUCGUCACCCUUUUCAUGCUUCUCUUUUUUCUCAGCUCCCUCAUUCUCUCCCAUAUUUAAUCUGAUGUAACUACAAUA
Messenger RNA from Populus trichocarpa (black cottonwood), 1272 nucleotides. Its product is annotated as hypersensitive-induced response protein 1. The record is from RefSeq and is a predicted model, not a curated record. NCBI's taxonomy places the organism in Eukaryota, Viridiplantae, Streptophyta, Magnoliopsida, Malpighiales, Salicaceae.